AUGUGCGAUCAAGGACCUCUUGUGCGCAGUCUUGCAGUACUGAUGUUCACUGUGACGUUGGUAUCAGCAUAUCAUGUUGAAGGUGAUGAGGAACCUGUUAAGUUUAGUCCCACAAUCUCGACAUUCCCACCAGUGGACGUGCCCUAUGAGCCGCGUAAAUUGUUGCACUCUCUGGAGAGUCUCCAUCAGAUACUUGGAAUUCUAUUGGCUGCCUUGGUAAUCCUCAUUGUAUCUGGAUCCAAGGCCAGUGGUGCCGCUGUGCUGAAUGCAGUCUAUAUAUUGGUGCUCAAGAUGGGACCAGAUGCGGCUAUUCCGCUAACGAGUGUGUCCAUUUUCGGGGGAGCUGUUUGUGACUUUAUGCUGAACCUAUGGAAGAAAUCGAUCAAUUCGAAUUCCUCGCUGAUUGACUGGGAUUUUAUCCUAAUUAUGCAGCCAAUGUUACUCCUUGGAGCUAGCUUUGGAGCAUCGUUAAUCACGUGGUUCUCUGCUUGGCUGCUUAUUAUUGCGCUGAUCAUGUACCUAGCAUAUAUUGGCAAGGAAGCGCUAAAGAAAAUACGUGCAGUAAGCCAUGAUGAGGGAUGGCGGUGGUGCAGCAGCGGUGAAUCGAUGUCGUUACUAGGUGCACCAUCAAUGAGCUUUCAGGAAGAUGACGGUAACUUCCAGUACAAGGCCAGUCUCCCUUGGCGUAAGUUGGGACUUAACUUCGGCGUCUUCGCUGUCACGGUGCUGCUUACAGCACUACAGGGUGGACAAAACUUUCCGAGCCCGCUCGGUAUUCCUCCGACGUCCUUCUUCUUCUUGUUCGUCUCCAUGUUGCCAUUUAUUUUUCUCUCGGUCGUCUCGCACUACCAGAUGAAAGAAGUUGUGGCGACGCACCAGAGACAGCAAAAUCCACGAUUCGUCCUUGCGCCGAAUGAAGUCCAGUGGUCACCGGACUCCAUCAGGAAGUUUCCUCUUCGUCUACUAGGAAUUGGAGCGCUUGGAGGAGCAUUUGGCGUCGGAGGUGAAGAGGCGACGUGGGAUUUGUUGCGUAAAGUCAAUUUUACUCCAGCUGCGGUGUCGGCCAUGUCAGCUACUGCUGUGUUCUUUGUCAGUGGCAUGGCGUCAUUCGACUUUUUCCUUUGGGGCAAAUUGGACCUGCACUUGGCCAAGCUAUUGAUGCCUCUAGGUUUCAUGAUGACUCUUUUCGGCCGUUUGUGUCUGGCAAAACUCGUUCACAAGGCCAAAUCCCGCACUCUGCUGCUUUUUGCCAUUACCGCGGCGAUGUUUAUCAGCAUCGUUCCCCUCAGUUUAAUGGUGCUCCGAGCACUUUUUGGCUUGUAA
Messenger RNA from Peronospora farinosa, 1323 nucleotides. NCBI's taxonomy places the organism in Eukaryota, Oomycota, Peronosporomycetes, Peronosporales, Peronosporaceae. The record is from the annotation of a GenBank genome assembly.